Messenger RNA from Purpureocillium lilacinum, 975 nucleotides. Lineage: Eukaryota; Fungi; Ascomycota; Sordariomycetes; Hypocreales; Ophiocordycipitaceae. The record is from RefSeq and is a predicted model, not a curated record.
AUGUCAUGUUCCAUCGCCAGCACGGCCGCGAGGGAAUUUUCUUCAGCCUUCCCCUCCCCCUUCAGCCGUCCAUUCCCUGACCAGUGCUGCCGCUGCAACCAUGCCGUCCUGUCGUCACAAUAUGCGCGGCUGCGCGGAAAAGGAUACACCCAUGGCACGGCCAAAAAGACGCACGCCUUGCCAGCUGGCGAAAUCUCUCCCAUCCCCGUGACAAAAAUGUGGACCCGCCGCGGCAGAGCGAACCUUGAACAUUGCUGGCUCUCCCUUUUUGCAGCUGUGGGGAGCGCCGCACGAUGUGGUGAAGGUACCUGGGCAUUUCUGGGCAAGCUGGGGCCCCUCAAACGCGCAACGACCGUGAGUAAUUGGCUUCUUCAGACUCGUCCCAGCGGAGGGCGCCCGCCACUGCCCCAAUGUGCCCGUUUUUUUGUGGAUGGCGCAAAGGGCGUGGAGCGGCCAAUCACUGUAGCAAGGAUCGAGUCAGACAAGUCGCUUUUGGCUUCAUCAUCGAGAGGCAGGGAUGUCUUGGCCGGACCACCUCGCGUCACGGGAUGCGCCUUCGCUUUUCCAUGCCCAGACAAAUCGCGAUCUCGAGGUCGGUUAGCUACAGAACAUGAGUACCUACUACACCUGCCCCUCGCGGCAUCCUACAAUGGAAGCACAGCACGUCACCGAGCGACGAGGGGGCAGGACAGCACGGCCGCUCGGCCUGCCCCCACUGGCAAGGCCUCGAUAUUUCCCACACGUCAAUCUUCACCGACGUCGAUCAACCGGCUCCCAGCGAAACAGCGGAUGCCUUUCCGCCGCAACUACCGCCCGCUAGCAAAAAAAGAAUCGCACACCAUGACAUCCGUUCGCGCGCACGACCCGAUGCCCCAACGAGCCGGAGUCCACGGGCGACAGGAGGCGCCUCCACUGGCCCGCCAAUCAGGCCGCGGACUCGUGCUCAGCAACGGAGGCCGGAGUCCGCCUCGGUAA